This is a messenger RNA of Parnassius apollo (apollo), 2112 nucleotides long. The record is from the annotation of a GenBank genome assembly. Lineage: Eukaryota; Metazoa; Arthropoda; Insecta; Lepidoptera; Papilionidae.
AUGGCUGCCUGGGCCCUCGCUGCCGACGACUCGCUUCCACAAUGGUACCAACCGGCGAAGGUGUCAGCGAAGACGGAACGCAAGAAGCGCCCUCUACCGUCACGGACAGAACAGGUGAACAUGCUGCAGGCCGGACACACAUACGACGUGCUCAUCAUCGGCGGUGGAGCCACGGGUGCCGGCUGUGCUCUCGACGCUACCACGAGAGGUCUCCGUACAGCUUUAGUAGAGGCGGAUGACUUUGCAAGUGGUACAUCCAGCCGCAGUACUAAACUAAUUCACGGUGGCGUUCGUUACCUACAAAAAGCUAUUAUGCAGCUUGAUUAUGAUCAAUAUAAAAUGGUGAAAGAGGCUUUACAUGAACGUGCCAACAUGCUGGAAGUAGCCCCCCACCUAACUCGACCGUUGCCUAUUCUACUACCUGUAUACAAGUGGUGGCAAGUCCCCUACUAUUGGUUCGGUAUUAAGAUGUACGACUUAGUAGCUGGCGACAGAAACGUGAAGAGCUCAUACUACCUCUCGAAGAAGAAUACUCUCGAACUAUUCCCUAUGUUAAAGUCAGACAAUCUUUGCGGAGGUAUCGUCUACUAUGAUGGUCAGCAAGAUGAUGCCCGUAUGAAUUUGGCAAUCGCACUGACGGCAGCGCGACAUGGCGCGACUAUCGCUAACCACGUCAGCGUCACCAAGUUACACAAAACUGCUGGAAAGCUCAGUGGAGCUAGACUUAGGGACGAAUUGACGGGUAAGGAGUGGGAUAUAAAGGCGAAAUGUAUCAUCAACGCGACCGGCCCUUUCACGGACACCAUCAGGAAAAUGGACGACGAAACCGUGAAGGAGAUCUGCUGCCCGUCCUCGGGAGUUCACAUUGUGCUGCCCGGUUAUUACAGUCCGGAGCACAUGGGUCUGCUGGACCCGGCGACGUCAGACGGGCGCGUGAUCUUCUUCCUGCCGUGGCUGAAGGGCACCAUCGCGGGCACCACCGACCUGCCGUGCCAGGUCACGCACAACCCCAAGCCCACCGAGGACGAGAUCCUCUUCAUCCUCACCGAAGUCAAGAACUACCUCAACCCUGACGUUGAAGUGCGGCGCGGCGACGUGCUGUCGGCGUGGUCUGGCAUCCGGCCGCUGGUGUCGGACCCCAACAAGCCGGACACGCAGUCGCUGGCGCGCAACCACAUUGUGCACGUGUCGCCCGCCGGCCUCGUCACCAUCGCCGGCGGCAAGUGGACCACCUACCGCGCCAUGGCCGCCGAGACCAUCGACGCCGCCAUCGAAAGUGCAAACCUGAAGCCGUUGUACAGGGAAUGCCAAACUGACGGGUUCCUUAUUGAAGGAGCACAUGGUUGGACGCCCACGAUGUACAUCAGAUUAGUGCAAGAUUUUGGUCUAGAAAUGGAGGUUGCCCAACACUUGGCGAAGUCCUACGGUGACAGAGCUUUCGCAGUAGCAAAGAUGGCAUCUAUGACUGGCAAGAGAUGGCCGAUCAUCGGCAAAAAGGUCCACCCUGAGUUCCCAUACAUAGACGCUGAAAUCAGAUACGGCGUGCGCGAAUACGCGUGUACUGCGGUGGACAUGAUCGCGCGGCGGCUGCGACUCGCCUUCCUCAACGUACAGGCGGCCGUCGAGGCGCUGCCCGCUAUCACUGACAUCAUGGCCGAGGAGCUCAAGUGGAGUGACGCCGAGAAGAACCGACAAAUUAAAAUAGCGAGUGAAUUUCUUGCCAACGAAAUGGGACAAAUGGUGAACCGUGCCAGUCGCGACAAGAUUCCGAUCAACCUCAGCAAGGAGGAGAUCCAGACCUACAUUAAACGCUUCCAGAUCAUCGACAAAGAUAGGAAGGGCUUUGUUUCCAUUAAUGACAUUAGAAGGAGUCUCAAGAACUACGGCGAGGACGUGACCGGGGAGCAGUUGCACGAAAUAUUGCGAGAGAUCGACACUAACAUGAACGGCCAGGUCGAACUUGACGAGUAUCUGCAGAUGAUGUCGGCCAUUAAGUCUGGUCACGUAGCAUAUUCGCGGUUCGCGCGCAUGGCUGAGAUGGAAGAAGAACACCACGAAAAAGAAUCGCUCAAGAAAAAGAUCACGGUAGAGAGGAGUGGCGGAGGCUUAUAA